AUGGCCACUGUUACGUACGUUACCCCCGCGGCGGUGAAACCCCCUGGGCAGCCCGAUAUUUCGUACGCACCCGAUUUCAAGAAAUAUGAAGCGCGAAGAGACAACCGCGUUAAGUCUGGCGGCUUACCAAGGGAAAUUCCGAAGGGACUGCCCCGGCAGCUAACCGGAAAGCUGGUCUGGGAGGGCAACUCACUUGCAAAAGAGUACGAUUGGACAUAUGUCCUUGAACAAAGCCAGCUCGACGAAAUAGAUCUUGCUGUGAAGCAUUUCAAGUCUCUCAACUUACCCCUUGGUUAUGUGAGCCAGGAGACCUUCCCAUUGCCAAACCUACAUUCUGAGCUACGGAAAUUGUCCGAUGAGCUCCAUAACGGACAUGGCUUUUUCGUGAUUCGCGGUGUUCCCGUUGAUAAGUACAGUCGCGAAGAGAACAUAAUUAUCUACGCGGGUUUAUCGGCGCAUAUUGCCCCUAAACGAGGCCGCCAGGAUAGCAAGUUCGAUGGCAAGCCUGCGGUUGUUACGCUCUCUCAUAUCAAGGAUUUGAGUGGUCCCGGGCGCAAUGAGAUAAUCGGUAGCCCGGCUUUCACUACUGACAAGCAGGUAUUCCACACUGACUCGGGUGACAUCGUUUCCUUAUUCGCUCUCGAAACAGCUGCCGAAGGUGGUGCAAGUAAACUCGCGAGCACAUGGCGAGUGUAUAAUGAGAUCGCUCGUACCCGUCCUGAUCUUAUUCACACAUUGACGGAGAAUUGGAACCCGGAAAACUUUGGUAAUCACGAGCAACCGUUUACGUCAAGACCUAUUAUGCAUUAUCAGCCAGCUACCGAAUCAGCGCCAGAACGCGUGAUUCUCCAAUAUGCUCGACGUUCGUUCGUCGGAUUCGGUGCUUUGCCUCGAAGUCCGGCUAUCCCUCCAAUCACCGAAGCUCAGGCGGAAGCAUUAGACACACUACACUUCCUUGGCGAGAAAUUCUGCGUCGACACGUAUUUCCAAAAGGGAGAUAUUCAAUAUGUCAACAACCUAGCUGUAUUUCACGCCCGAGACGGGUUUAGGAAUGAAGGCGAUAAGCAGCGACAUCUGCUACGGUUCUGGUUACGCGACCCGGAGAAUGCAUGGGAGACGCCGGAGGUGUUGAAGGAGAGAUGGGCUUUGCUAUAUGAUGACAGAGCGCCGGAGUCUGAGGUUCUACCGCUUGAGCCGUAUAUUCGAACUGCAGGUAACAAGAGUGGUCGAGUAGGCUGA
Messenger RNA from Daldinia childiae, 1239 nucleotides. RefSeq lists its product as uncharacterized. Gene Ontology annotation, molecular function: oxidoreductase activity. Lineage: Eukaryota; Fungi; Ascomycota; Sordariomycetes; Xylariales; Hypoxylaceae. The transcript has 4 exons. The record is from RefSeq and is a predicted model, not a curated record. The coding region runs from base 1 to 1239 and encodes 412 amino acids.